CUAUUGCAAAAUCAUACAAACUCUCCUCUUCGCUUGCAUUUGCUUCGCUUAAGCGCUCAAACUCCCUUCGCUAACCGACAUGGCGCUCAGCAACUACGUCUUCGGCAACAGCGCGGCGGACCCUUUCUUCACCGAAAUGGACCGCGCAGUCAACCGCAUGAUUAACAACGCACUGGGAGUGGCGCCCACCUCAGCCGGCAAGGCGGGCCACACGCACGCGCCUAUGGACAUCAUCGAGUCUCCCACCGCUUUCGAGCUGCACGCCGAUGCCCCCGGCAUGGGACCCGACGACGUCAAAGUGGAGCUGCAGGAGGGAGUCCUCAUGGUGACCGGCGAGCGCAAGCUGUCUCACACCACCAAGGAGGCCGGCGGCAAGGUGUGGCGCAGCGAGCGCACCGCCUACAGCUUCAGCCGCGCCUUCAGCCUGCCGGAGAACGCCAACCCGGACGGCAUCACCGCCGCCAUGGACAAGGGAGUGCUGGUGGUCACCGUGCCCAAGCGCGAGCCGCCGGCCAAGCCCGAGCCCAAGCGCAUCGCCGUCACUGGCGCCUAGUGGCGUGACCCAUUCGCCUGGGUAGGGCGUUAAUGAGGCGGGCGCCCAAGGCAGGCUGGGGCAAUGGAUCGCAUGGAUGGACGGGGCGGGAUGGGGCGCUCCAGGGAAAGCUGGGCGCUGCAUGUGUGGGUGAUGACCGGUGCUGGUAUGCGGGUGGUGCGGUGCGAUUGAGGCGUGAGGAUGACGGGCAGUUGGUGGUGCCCGUACGAGUUGAGUGGGUAGUUGUUGUGGCUAGUGGCAGGCUGGGGAACGGGGUGCCACGGGCGUGUGUAUGUGCCGGCUGUGUUCGUUGACACGAGCAGUGACGCUCACUUGCGUGGGCCGGCAAGCCCCACAACAUUGACUUUGUGGCUCCGUAGAGACUUCAUGCCGGGCUGAAUCUGCUAUAUGUUUGUGUACUAUCAAAUUGUGGCCCGCCUUGAGGUCCGGGUGUGCGGGCAAGGCAUGGCAACGCGCAUUGCAUCGUGCUGGGCGCAAACCUCCCUAGUGUUUCAUUCAUGUCGUGCCGCACAUUCUUAGGCCUGCAUGCCGAAGUACAUACGUGAUUAGUAACGGCCAUUGGUACACCGAGAGACGCAAUUGCGAUGCGCGCGCAUAUAUGGGGCCCAAGCAGGGUAGUACUGUUGCAAUAAUAAAUGUAACGGACGGACUUG
This is a messenger RNA of Chlamydomonas reinhardtii, 1206 nucleotides long. RefSeq lists its product as uncharacterized. The transcript is spliced from 3 exons. Lineage: Eukaryota; Viridiplantae; Chlorophyta; Chlorophyceae; Chlamydomonadales; Chlamydomonadaceae. Bases 80 to 553 code for a protein of 157 amino acids. Gene Ontology annotation, biological process: response to salt stress; response to heat; protein complex oligomerization. The record is from RefSeq and is a predicted model, not a curated record.